UGUACGAAAACGAAAACACGGCGGGGCAGCGCCGAUCCACACAUCCCGAGGAGCAAUUCAAUCUCUCCGGUCUUUCGUGGCUUUCCUUCUAACCCUGACGGCCUCCGUUCGUUGACUGGGGCUCUGGUCUCUCUCUUGGGUUGGAUUGGGUUGGAUUGUUAUUGGAGAUCGGGGCGGCGGCGAAUGGGAGCUCUGGAGGAGGCGCGGUUCGCGGGGGAGCUGGAGAACAGGGUGGGGCUGGAGGAGACGGAGGAGGAGGAGCUGGACGCCGAGGCCGGAUCGGGCUCGGUGCACGACGCGACGCAGGCCAUCGAGGAGGCCGUCAGGUUCCUGCUGCAAGGCCUCGGGGAGGACCCCGAGCGGGAGGGGCUCCGUAAGACGCCGCUCCGCGUCGCCAAGGCCUUCCGGGAGGGUACCAGAGGUUAUAGACAAAAGGUGAAGGACAUUGUUCAAGGUGCUCUGUUUCCAGAAGCUGGUUCGGACGAUGGGACAGGUUAUGCAGGAGGAGCUGGUGGCCUGGUGGUUGUUCGAGACAUCAACCUAUUCUCAUACUGCGAGUCUUGCCUGCUUCCAUUUAGUGUUCAGUGCCAUGUUGGUUAUGUCCCAUCAGGGCAGCUAGUUGUUGGCCUAAGCAAGCUUUCUAGGGUUGCAGAUGUCUUUGCCAAGAGGCUUCAAGACCCACAGAGUCUGGCGGAUGACAUUUGUUCAGCACUGCAGAACAGCAUCAACCCGGCCGGUGCAGCUGUUGCUCUUCACUGUUGGCACAUCCAGUUUCCAGAAGCUCUAAGGUGCAUUCCCAACCCAAAGCAUCCAUCCAAAUUGGACAUGCAAGGGUGGAUGCGGGUUUCAGUCUGUUCCAGGUCUGGAGUUUUUGAGGAUAAUAGCGACUCUUUCUGGAAUGACUUCUUAGAUCUUCUGAAGCUCAGAGGCAUGAACUUGGAAGGGUGCGGUAAAAACUGCUUUCCCAUUCAGUCUUGGUGCCCGUCGAGGUCUCUGGAGGUGCCCCUGUGCAAUGGGCAUAGCACAAAGAGUCCCAUUAAUGGUAAAAUGUCUUCCAAGCCAGGAGCUAUUCAUGCUGCUAUGGUUACUGCAGUAACCUCAAUCCUCCACUCUCUUGGUGAAGACCCAAUGAGAAAAGAACUUAUUGGCACCCCUUAUCGUUAUGUGCAGUGGCUAAUGAAUUUUAAGAGUUCUAACCUAGAAUUAAAGAUGAGCAGUUUCAAUCUUGGUAAAUUGAGUUUGCAUAAGAAGACAGCAGAUGCUGUUAAUAUCCAAAGCCAGAUCCAUUCUGUGUUGAAUUUGCCUUUCUGUUCUCAGUGUGAGCAUCAUCUACUGCCAUUCCAUGGCGUGGUGCACAUAGGUUACUUUGACGAGGAAGAAGGCAAACGUAUCGAGCGAUCCAUUUUGCAGUCGGUGGUUGAUUACUAUGGUUGCAAACUCCAAGUGCAAGAGAGGCUCACGAGGCAGAUAGCAGAGGCAGUUCAUGUUGUUUUCAGUAGGGGAGUAAUGGUGGUUGUGGAAGCCAGCCACAUUUGUAUGAUAUCAAGAGGGAUCGAGAAGGUGGGGAGCAGCACGGCGACAAUUGCUGUUAUGGGUCAGUUUUCAACUGAUCCUGCUGCCAAGGCAUUGUUUCUUCAGACUAUUUCAAACAGUACUGCAUCAGGGGGUUGACCUUGUUUUGUUGCAUCUUCAAGUUUUGAUCUGAUUAUAGUCAACAUUUGUUUCCUGUCCAAGUUUAAAUGGGGCAGGUACAGUUUGUGACUGGAGAAUUUCUCCAGCUGGCAUAAAUGUUCAUAAUUUUGAAUUUCCUCGAAUUUUUUGCUCAAUGCAACCUGAGAAGCAGCCAACAUCUGUCUCUCUAGGAGCAAUAGCAUGCAGCAAGGGAGAAACAGCACAAGGAUUGAUAUGCCAUGUUGUCAACAAAAUCUAUAAGAAUGAUGAAGACGUUUCAGCUUUUUUCUGUUGUAUUACUUUCAUAAAAUGUGAAUACAUUCUUAUCAAGUUGAUGAUUCCUUAAUACAGGGAAAAAAAAUAAAGAAGGGAAAGACUUGUUUCGUUAUAUUUAAGGUUCAUUCAAUAUACUUUUUGGAA
Messenger RNA from Phoenix dactylifera (date palm), 2091 nucleotides. Its product is annotated as GTP cyclohydrolase 1. Gene Ontology annotation, cellular component: cytoplasm. NCBI's taxonomy places the organism in Eukaryota, Viridiplantae, Streptophyta, Magnoliopsida, Arecales, Arecaceae. The record is from RefSeq and is a predicted model, not a curated record. Gene Ontology annotation, biological process: tetrahydrofolate biosynthetic process; tetrahydrobiopterin biosynthetic process. Gene Ontology annotation, molecular function: GTP binding; GTP cyclohydrolase I activity; zinc ion binding.